Lactuca saligna is the source of this 318-nucleotide messenger RNA. NCBI's taxonomy places the organism in Eukaryota, Viridiplantae, Streptophyta, Magnoliopsida, Asterales, Asteraceae. The record is from the annotation of a GenBank genome assembly.
AUGAACACCCAAUUAAAAGGAUUUCGGGGUCACAAUCAUACUCUUCAUGAGUUCAUAUUGGCUGAUCUACCUCUUAUGAACCCAUAUGAUCGGAUUUCGUUAUUCCACUUUGUUGUGAAGGAUAUGAAGAAAUGUGAACCCAUCUUUGAGCAUUUUAAGAGGAUGAUUAAAUGUUAUAUCUUGGAGCUUGCCAUGAUAGAUGUACAAAUUUCUUCAGUUCUUAAAAGAAAACCCAUAUUGAAGACUUUUGACCAACCCCAAAACAUUGAAAAUCUAAGGGGAGGAUUGAUUGACAAACAAUAUUGGAGCACUGUUUAG